CUCCCUUGACAUGCCAUGCCUCUGGACUGCAACGGCAAUUCGUUCUUAGAAGGUUUGAGCUUCUACGGAUGAACAAUGAGCAGAUCUCAAUUUCCACGUUAUACUGAUGGCGAUGUCAUCAUCACGCUCGCUGAAGUCCACACUUAUCAACUUCAUUCAAGUGUUUUACGACGCUGUUCUGCGCACUUCCGCCGUUUACUCAUCGAAGAGAAAGCCACGAAGCCUGAUGAAACAGCAAGAGAGUCUGGUGUAUAUGUACGAUAUCAACUUGAGCUGGCAGAUUACGAACUUGAUGGAGUCGGCUGGGUGGUCAUAAAGUCAACAGACUCAAUGAAUAAUGGCACGAGCCCAACAGCCGAUUCACGUCCAGAAGCACCAAGGCUAGCUUUGCACCGGUUUACGCACUACGAUAACUUAUUCCGUACAUUCUACCAUAUAAAACCGGCUCUCGAUGAAACAAACCUCAUACUGACUAUAAGAGACUCAAUGGGCCUCAUGGAGCUUGCGGAACGGUUGGGGUCUAUUUCAGCCAUUACGGAAUGUAUUGAGAAUGCUCUGCUUGAUCAUGGCCAGCCGCUUUUUCAGUCUAUCGCCGUAAAUACCAUGGCGUGGUUGGACCUUGCAUAUCGUCUACAGUCUGCGACCAUCAUGAAGGAAUCGCUUAUCCAUGUAAUCGGACAGUGGAACUCUCUCACGUCAGAAACCAAAAGCCAAAUGAAGCCAGACGUGUUUGGAGUUUGCGAGAAAAAGUACCAUGAGCUCAACGAGAAAAAGCGGGAAAUUGAUUCAGAAAUUCUCUGUCACUAUACACCGGAAUGCUUUGCGCCUGGACAAUCCAAUAUAUCUCCGAAUUAUCGGGUGCUUGAUAGCACAAAAAUAUGUGGUUGGAUGACCGUGGCGAUAUUUCGAGAAACGUAUGGUCGGGCCAUAAAUGAUGGUCUAAACUUUCGAGCCGAAGAUGGCGGAGCCAAGCUCUAUCGCCAGAUUGCAAGUUGUGAUGACCUUGUGACUCAGCCGGCCGCGAAACGAUUUUGCGAGCAGUUUCAGUUGACUGAGGAAAGAGACUGCAUCGAGAUUCAGCUAUUUAAGCUAAAAUUGCGUCUCAAGCAGCUUGUGCAGCCGCUCUUGGUCAAUCGCUCUCUGUUGGAUGUGAAGGUGCAACCACUAAAAUAUUUGACCUGUGUCCAAAUUAGAACAGAUGACCUUAAGUUCUUGACCGAGAGAAGAAAUCUUGAGAGCAGAGGAUAG
Messenger RNA from Xylona heveae TC161, 1248 nucleotides. RefSeq lists its product as hypothetical. The transcript is spliced from 2 exons. NCBI's taxonomy places the organism in Eukaryota, Fungi, Ascomycota, Xylonomycetes, Xylonales, Xylonaceae. Bases 76 to 1248 code for a protein of 390 amino acids. The record is from RefSeq and is a predicted model, not a curated record.